UCGUUAGAUCUUUUUUUGUUUUAUUAGAACAUGUUUAAUGAUAAAUGAAUUAAUAUUUUGACUGUAAAUUAUCAUCUGUCGUUUUUAUUUAAAUAAAUAUGCUUGUUUAACCAAUCCAAAUACGAUCCGAAGGAAACAUUGUCAUCAUCUCAUUAGACUAGAAAAUAAGAAAUGAUCGAUGAUCAAAAUUUAUUGUAUAUAUCUAUUAUAUACAUAAACACAAUCUUGCUAAAUGAUAAUCAUCAUCUUCGAUUCAUUUCGGAUACAUUCGGUUUAUAAAAAUGAGAUGCUCCUACUGUGUAUGUGAUCGAUGAUGAUGACAACUACGUGCUUCUGGAGAAUUUUUUAUAUCGUUGAAGAUAAAGCAUGAAUAGUAACGACAAAAAAAAAAAGGAAAGAAAAUGAUGAAAAUUUUAAUAAGUUGAUGUUUCAAUAUGAAAAAUUUUCUAUUGUUUUUUUUUGCAGCUGAUUAUUCAUUUAAUGAUAGUAGUUCAAGCCAGAGUUACGGAGAAGUUAAUCAACUUGGUGGUGUAUUUGUCAAUGGACGACCAUUACCAACACCAAUUCGUUUACGUAUUGUUGAAAUGGCUAAUUUAGGAGUACGUCCAUGUGACAUAAGUCGUCGAUUAAAAGUAUCACAUGGAUGUGUUAGUAAAAUUCUUGCUCGUUAUCAUGAAACAGGUUCUGUAUUACCAGGUGCUAUUGGCGGAAGUAAACCACGUGUAACAACACCACGUGUUGUUGGUCGUAUACGUGAUUACAAAGUUAAAGAUCCCGGAAUGUUUGCAUGGGAAAUACGAGAAAAAUUAUUAUUAGAUAAUGUAUGCGAUAAAUUUAAUGUUCCUUCAGUAUCAUCAAUUUCACGUAUUUUACGAAAUAAAAUUGGUCCAUUAUCACAACCAAAUAAUGGAAAUGGAAGUGGAGGAGGUGGAAGUAGUGAACAUAGUGAUUCAAAUUCACCUCCACUAAUUUCAUCAUCAACAACAUUAAUAAAUAAAUGUGAUCAUUCACCAGUUAAUAUUCCUUCAGUUGUUUCAUCAUCAUCAGAAUCAAUAUGUAAAAUUGAACCACCAACAUGGUCAUCAUAUGAUCAAUCGACAGCAUCAUCAUAUCAUCAUCGUUAUCUUUAUCCAAAUGUUGCUUAUCAUUCACCAUUUCAACAUCAAUUUGAAUCGGCUAUGAAAUCACCAUAUACAGGAGCAAAUCAUAUUGUAUCAAAUUCAACAACAAAUGGAGAUAUAUCAAGUGCAUUUACACAUACUCAUCAUUACCAUCAUCAACAUCAUCAUCAUCAUCCAAAUACAACUAUUAACAAUCCUACAAAUAAUUAUGCAUCAUUUUUUAAUACAUUUCCUUAUACACAAACAACUAAUUUUGCUGUUACGACACCAUAUUACCCAUCGUCUUAUGGUUUACCAUUGACACCACAAGCUUCAUAG
Rotaria sordida is the source of this 1439-nucleotide messenger RNA. Lineage: Eukaryota; Metazoa; Rotifera; Eurotatoria; Philodinida; Philodinidae. The record is from the annotation of a GenBank genome assembly.